AUGCUUAGGGACAUCGCAGAGCGCGCCGGCGGCAUUACCUCACAGCCCGACUACCCAGCUGCGGCAGUAGCUCUGGAGCUCCACCAGCGCAACGCAGGUUCUGCCCCUGUGCUGAAUGCAGCGGAGAUGCGCUUGCUGGCGCUUUACAUGCAGCAGAACGCACACCUUGCACUGCUGAGGCGAGGGCAGGUUGGGGUGUCAGACGCGCAGCGUCGGCUGGCAGCGGACCUGUCUGCCAACCGCCAGCUGAUGGAGCUGGACCCCAGCGCCGGCGCCUGCUUGCACUGGAAGCGGGGUGAACUGAUGUCUGCGUUUCAGUACCUCGACGCGGAAGCCGUGGCUGCAUACCGGUCAUCACUGCGGGCAGCUUUAGAGCACAAGUCCCACUCGGUAGAGAUGGUGGCAGCCCUUCGCCUGGCCGAAUCUCUCUUUUCUGGCGGCACCGGACCGUUCUGGUCUGUGGAGGAGGUGCGCGGCCUGCUGGCGACCGCCAAGAGCGCGCUGGCCAAGUUCAAGCCCUGGAUGCCGCUGGCACUACAUGCCCAGUUUAGGGGCGAGAUUGCUGAUGACAUACAAUCUGUGAACGAGGCGGCAGCGUGCAGUCCUGAGCAGGCGAUGACGCCAGUGCUGGAUGCACCCCACGUCCGCCAAUUCUCCAGCAUACCCCGCUGCAGCGGCUGCGGGCGGCAGGCCACCAGCCUCAAGAAAUGUUCCCGCUGCCGCGUAGCGGCCUACUGCAGCCGCGCCUGCCAGGUGCAUCACUGGAAGGAGGGCGGACACAAGCAGGAGUGCGCGCAGCUGGAGGCGGGCAGCGGUGGCGCUGGCGGCAGCAGCGCCGGGAGCUGA
This is a messenger RNA of Chlorella variabilis, 846 nucleotides long. RefSeq lists its product as hypothetical. The transcript has 2 exons. The coding region runs from base 1 to 846 and encodes 281 amino acids. The record is from RefSeq and is a predicted model, not a curated record. NCBI's taxonomy places the organism in Eukaryota, Viridiplantae, Chlorophyta, Trebouxiophyceae, Chlorellales, Chlorellaceae. Gene Ontology annotation, molecular function: kinase activity.